Messenger RNA from Phaeodactylum tricornutum CCAP 1055/1, 1053 nucleotides. RefSeq lists its product with no specific name. The transcript is spliced from 2 exons. The coding region runs from base 1 to 1053 and encodes 350 amino acids. NCBI's taxonomy places the organism in Eukaryota, Bacillariophyta, Bacillariophyceae, Surirellales, Neidiaceae. The record is from RefSeq and is a predicted model, not a curated record.
AUGACAUCCCUAGUUCAUGCCAAUACACGACCACCGUUCUGGACACGACUGACAUCUAGAAGAAAGAUAUGGGUCGGCGACGGAUCAACGGACGCGUCGCUUCAGGCGAGCCCCGACGACAACGGCAUCAUCGUCGCGCUCGCUUCCGGUAAACCCACGGUUCCGUUCACGGCGUAUCAAACUGUGGAUGGUAGGGAUACGCCACAAGCUUUUUAUUUUGUGGCGACCGUCACGGCGUUGGAAGGUCAUCUAUCGGUUGGCGUUGCGACGCCUGCACGCGUCCGCCACGGCUACCAAACGCGCGGUUUGUUCUACAACGGCAACCUGACCAACGGAGCAGCCGCCUUACGGACCUCCGUCGGUCCUUACGUACAAACCGGUAGCCGUGUGGGGAUCUUGUGGGAGUCUUUCGUUAAAGACGAUGAGUCUACCCGUAUCCGUGUGGUCGUGUACGUCAACGACGUUUGUGUCGGAUUGGCCUUUGACGUGGCCGCGGAACGCGACGGCGUAACGUAUUGUCCUUGCUUGCACGUGACGGGGAAGGCCACCGUUCGACUGGAGUUUCCGGAGACUGUACCUACCGUGCGCACUCGGCAAUCUGUACCACCUCCCGUGGCGUCCUACGUAGGCGAGUGGCAACUCGCGCAAGCCUUGGUGGGACCGGAACUCGGCGAACUUACUCUGCCUACGGGAAUGGUGAUCGUCGCUCAAAUCACCGUGCCUUCGCCAGUAGACGCGGGUGAGCGAGACGCCACUCGUCACGCAUGCUACCGACUGUCCAUAAAGGUGGCUAACACGCUGCACGCUACUUUGCAACUUACCGGCGACACGUUGGAAGCCUUUGACGGAGUUCGUCUGGUCGGUUCCGUGGCAUCGACCCGGAUGAUGGGACCGCCACCGAUGCAAGCGUUGGAACAGACCUUGUGCCAGAAUCUUCCCACCGUCACCAAAAUGAAACUGACUACCCAAGGUUGGCUCUUGUCGGGACCGACCAUGGAAUUGCACUGGGUUCCCCACGAAACGACCUUACAACCUGUCACUGCAUAUUUGUAG